This is a messenger RNA of Astrephomene gubernaculifera, 534 nucleotides long. Lineage: Eukaryota; Viridiplantae; Chlorophyta; Chlorophyceae; Chlamydomonadales; Astrephomenaceae. The record is from the annotation of a GenBank genome assembly.
CAGUCGCGUCUGCACCCCGAGCAGCCCGUCUCCUCCCUGGACUCCGCCGCCCUGGCCGCCCUGUACGACAGCAUCCGCUCCGUGGUACGGCAGGCCGUGGAGGCGGAGGCGGACGCGGACAGGUUCCCCAAGGACUGGCUGUUCCACCACCGCUGGACCAACAAGAGGGCUUCCAAGUCUGCGGACGGUCACCCCAUUGAGUUUGUGACGGUGGGCUCGCGCACCUCUGCCUUCGUACCCGCGCUGCAGAAGCUCAAGGGAGGGACCGCCGCAGCAGCAACCGCGGGAGGAGACGCAGCGGAGGGUGAUGCCAGCGGGACCGGUCACAAACGUGGGCGUGGAGCUACAAGAAAGGGCAAGGCAGCGGAGGCAAAAGGAGAUGAGGAAGCAGGUGGCCAGAAGGGGGCGGAAACGGUGGCUGGGACCUACAGCAAGCGGUCACGGAGGCAGGCGGGCGGCAAGAAGGUGGCAGAUACCGCAGUUGGGAAGAAGCGCGGCGCCAGCAGCAGGAAGCGGCAGGGGGAGGAGGAGGAG